AUGACAGAAGUUGAGCUCACACCUAGGCUAAGAAACGACUCGACGUCAUUGAAAUUUUCCCUCGAUGGAGGUGAAAAGAUCACGGUCUCAGAGCAAUCGGAACAUGUACGGAAUAAUGACGCAUCUCACGAACAAGCACAUAAACUAAUUUUCGAAUCAUUAAAAAGACGAAUUGAAGCUAUUAAUGGUGAGACGUGCGAACCUGGUGACGAAAACUCAUUUUUCAUAUGUGAUAUUGGUGAGGUUGAAAGAUUACAUAGAAACUGGUGUGAACAACUACCGAGGGUUCAGCCAUUUUAUGCAGUCAAAUGCAAUCCCGAUACUCGUGUUUUGGAGAAGCUCUCAGCCCUAAAAGUCAAUUUUGAUUGUGCAUCAAAGGCAGAAAUUGAAAAAGUUCUUUCCUUAGGAGUUUCACCAGAUAGAAUCAUUUAUGCAAAUCCAUGCAAGGCAUCCUCCUUUGUCAGAUACGCAGCUCGCUCAAAUGUUCUGAAAUCAACGUUUGACAACGUGGAAGAGCUAUACAAAAUCAAGAGAUUCCAUCCUAAAUCAGAGCUAUUUCUACGAAUUGCCACUGACGACUCAACAGCGCAAUGCCGUUUGUCGACCAAAUACGGCUGCGAGUUAGAGAACGUCGACAAACUGUUGUCAGCAGUCAAAGAGCUAGAUCUCAAUUUGGCCGGUGUUUCAUUCCACGUUGGAUCUGGUGCGUCAGAUUUCACAACGCUGUACAAAGCCGUCAGAGAUGCAAGAAUUGUCUUUGACAAAGCCGCGAACGAAUAUAAGCUGCCAGAGUUGAAAACCUUGGACGUGGGUGGCGGUUUCCAAUUCGAAUCUUUCAAGGAGUCCACUGCAGUGUUGCGCGCCGCAUUGGAUGAUUUUUUUCCGGUUGAGACUGGCGUCAACAUCAUCGCAGAGCCCGGGCGCUAUUUCGCAGCUACAGCAUUCACUUUGGCCGCAAACGUUAUUGCAAAGAGAUCCCUGAAGAACCACGAAGCAAUGCUGUACAUCAACGACGGAGUUUACGGCAAUAUGAAUUGCAUCCUCUUUGACCACCAGGCACCGACUCCGCGCACACUUUACCACAACUCACAGUUUCACUAUUUUGAUUUUGAGUCGUCUUCGCGAGAUACGACUUUGCAUCCCAGAAAAGAAAAAGUCUCCAUAUGGGGUCCAACCUGCGAUGGACUUGAUUGCAUCACAACCGAGCAUUACAUGGAACACGAUCUUAUACCGGGGGAUUGGCUUUACUUCCCCAAUCUGGGAGCAUACACAUCAUCGGCAGCAACGCCAUUCAAUGGUUUUGAACAGGUCGCUGAGAUCAUCUACAUCAAUUCUUUGAAAGACGGUAUAUAG
This is a messenger RNA of Zygotorulaspora mrakii, 1353 nucleotides long. It is a transcript of the gene SPE1, whose product is annotated as ornithine decarboxylase SPE1. Gene Ontology annotation, molecular function: ornithine decarboxylase activity. The transcript has a single exon. The record is from RefSeq and is a predicted model, not a curated record. NCBI's taxonomy places the organism in Eukaryota, Fungi, Ascomycota, Saccharomycetes, Saccharomycetales, Saccharomycetaceae. Bases 1 to 1353 code for a protein of 450 amino acids. Gene Ontology annotation, cellular component: cytoplasm.